AUCAAUACAUGCGGAGACGUGGAGAUCACAUGGUGGACUGGUGGAGACGAGAUCAACGGUGAUCAACGGUUGAUCGUUUUUAGAAUUGUGCAUGAAUAAGACAACGUGUUUGCCUGGUUUGCGGGGUUUGCCACGAUUUGGUCGGUCCUGUUGAACGUUAUUUUAUACAUCUCUGAAUUUCCUUCGAAAGCAGCACGAUGCACCACGAACUGGUCAACACGGUCGCUCCUAAAAUCAAGGACAGGAAACCUUUGCACACACUGCAGCCAGCAGCCACCGAUAAAGACACUUUGGUUGGUGCUGACAGGACUCUCAGAUCUUGCAAAUCGAAAGAGGCAAAAACGAAACAGGAUGUAACAAAUACAGGGGAAAAAGAUACUUCAAAAUGCACAAAAGUAACUAAGAAGAAUAAGGCUGUCCAGACUACACAAGAGAAGAUACAAAUUGAAGUAGAAGAUUUAACAUCAGACAAUCCUAGUGAGAACUAUUGGCAAAUAAUGGCUGAAAAAAGACAAACGGCACUUGUGGAUGCCUUAGAAGAAAAUAAAAAGCUCGUACAACAGAUUGAAAAGUUAGUAGAGGAAAAUCAUGUUUACAAGGAAAUGUUGGAUGAGAUGAGAGCACUUGUUGAAGUACUACAGGAGCAAAUUGAAGACGAUAGAAGCGAUAUUGAAGAUGAAGACGAUAGAAACGAUAUAAAUAAUUCGUUAGAUGACAGUGCUCUUUGAUCAAAGUGUUCAAAGUAUUUGAUUGCCAUUUGCACAUCUAGCCAUUCAACAUUUUAAAGUUUGACGUAAACAAAUAACAUUUCUUUUUCUCUUGUAAUAGAGUUAUUUAACACUUUAUAUUAAUAUCGCAAAUUGUUAACCGUUAAUGUUAGAGAUAUACAAGUAACAAAAAUUAAAAUUAAUCAGCUUUUUAACAUGUAUAAAACGAUAAGAGGACAGUUAGAAUACAAAAUUUUCCGUUUAAAAUAUCUUUAUGACAAAGAGCAGUUUUGCCUGUUCCAGUAAAUAUAUUUCAAGUGCCAAGUGAAGUUAUUAGAUAUAAACGUAUUAAUGUGUAUAGCCAUUAAGAAUUAAAAAGUUAUUUAAUCUAAAAUUAAGACAUUUUUGUA
Messenger RNA from Temnothorax curvispinosus, 1117 nucleotides. Its product is annotated as geminin-like. Gene Ontology annotation, biological process: negative regulation of cell cycle; negative regulation of DNA replication. NCBI's taxonomy places the organism in Eukaryota, Metazoa, Arthropoda, Insecta, Hymenoptera, Formicidae. The transcript has 6 exons. The record is from RefSeq and is a predicted model, not a curated record. Bases 198 to 728 code for a protein of 176 amino acids. Gene Ontology annotation, cellular component: nucleus.